Messenger RNA from Cheilinus undulatus (humphead wrasse), 1752 nucleotides. RefSeq names its product sialic acid synthase-like. The record is from RefSeq and is a predicted model, not a curated record. The transcript is spliced from 6 exons. Gene Ontology annotation, biological process: carbohydrate biosynthetic process. Lineage: Eukaryota; Metazoa; Chordata; Actinopteri; Labriformes; Labridae. The coding region runs from base 106 to 1185 and encodes 359 amino acids. Gene Ontology annotation, molecular function: N-acylneuraminate-9-phosphate synthase activity.
CUUCACUCUGCUGAUCAGCUCGGCUCUCCAAGGCACAACUUUGGCCAACUUCUUUGCUAAAUAACAACUUUCUCUUAAAGUUAUUUUCCACCUGUUGUGAUCAAAAUGCCUCUGGAGAUAGAGCUGUGCCCUGGUAGAAUGAUUGGAGGAGACAACCCAUGCUUCGUCAUCGCUGAAAUCGGACAAAACCACCAGGGAGACAUUGAGAUUGCUAAGAAAAUGAUCAAAAUGGCAAAGUGCUGUGGUGCAGAUUGUGCCAAAUUCCAGAAAAGUGAAAUAGAGAAUCGAUUUAACAAGAAAGCCUUGUGUCGCCCGUACACCUCCAAAAACUCCUGGGGGAAAACUUAUGGUGAACAUAAGCACCACCUGGAGUUCAACCAUGAUCAGUACAGGGAGCUGAAGAAGUAUGCAGAUGAGUUAGGGAUCUUCUUGACGGCCUCAGGGAUGGAUGGGAUGGCAGUGGACUUCCUGCAUGAGCUUGAUGUGCCUUUCUUUAAAGUGGCCUCUGCAGAUGCUGGCAACUAUCCUUAUCUAGUGAAUACAGCCAAGAAAGGACGUCCCAUGGUGGUGUCCAGUGGGAUGCAGUCGAUGGAUACGAUGCGUCAGGUCUACAAAACAUUAAAGCAACACAACACGAACUUUACCAUCCUGCAGUGUACCAGUGCCUACCCUCUGGAUCCUGAAGAUGUCAACCUCAGAGUGAUAACAGAAUACCAGAAGGAAUUUCCAGAUAUUCCCAUUGGAUAUUCCGGCCACGAGACUGGGAUCAGUAUUUCCAUUGCAGCAGUGGCUCUGGGGGCAAAGGUCCUUGAACGUCACGUAACCUUGGACAAGACGUGGAAAGGAAGUGAUCACGGAGCCUCUCUGGAGCCCGCUGAGCUUAAAGAGCUGAUCUGUAACAUCCGGCUGAUAGAGCGGGCCCUGGGGAGCAGCCUGAAGCGGAUGUUACCCUGUGAGAAGUCGUGCCAUGAUAAGCUGGGUAAGUCAGUGGUGGCCAAGGUCAAUAUUCCCAAAGGAACCACCCUGACUCUGGAAAUGCUGACGGUGAAGGUGGCCGAGCCCAUGGGUGUCAGUGGGAAAGACAUCUAUGAGUUGGUUGGAAAGACAGUGACGAAGGACUUGGAGGAGGACCAGACCAUCCUGCCAGAUGCUGUUGAUGAGUAUGGCAAGAAGGAUGCAUGCUGAAGAAGGCAGAGAGUUGCAGGCAAAAAGCUGUUUAAAAGGAUAUUUAAUGACAUAAUGAGAUCUUAAUUCUUUUAUUUGGUUUCUCAAAUCUAUGAUUUCCAGCUUCACUCUCCCCUUGGUCCUUUUCCUAAAGAUGCCUUAUUAAUUUGUCUAACAUUAUUUGCUCUUUAGUUUUGACUUGCACCAAAGUAAAUCAAAAAGUAUUAAAAACUUGGAGCAGUUGCCAUACAUUUCAUAACACAGCAGUGAGGUCUGAGAGCCUGUCUGCCAGACAGUCUUGAGAUUGCCAGCUAGUAAGACUUGAGCCAGGGUUUGUUUUGUAUAGUAAAGCUUUUUUGAAAGACGCAAAGCAAGACAGCAGCAGUCAGAAACUGUGGCUAGUUUGAUUUCAGAGGAAAUGAGCACACAUAUCCAAGUAACAUAUAAGGUUUUUCAGUCCUCUUUGUGCAUUUUUUAUUUGUCUGUUUACAGCUCACACUGCCCUGUUUGCCUGUAAUUUGAGGGUUAGGAGUAAAUCAACAAUGUAUUAUCAGUUAGGACCAUCAUGGGAAUUUGUAAAAUGUCAAA